AAGCGGAAGUAGCUCUGGUUGCCGCCUUUCCCACCAGCCCCAUGAGCUGCAGCGGCUCCGGCGCGGACCCCGAGGCGGCGCCAGCCUGUGCCGCCUCGGUCGCGGGUCCGGCGCCCCCGGUGUCCGCUCCCGCUGCGCUGCCCACUAGCACGGCCGCGGAGAGCAAAGCCAGCCCCGCGGGGACAGCAGGGGGCCCUGGAGCUGGAGUCGCCACUGCAGGCACGGGCCCCGUGGCGGCACGGGCAGGGGAGCCCGCGGAGCGGCGCGGACCGGCUUCGGUGGCAGCAGGCGGCGCGGCUCCCCCUGAGGGGGCAAUGUCUAACGGGGUUUACGCCCUACCGAGCGCGGCCAACGGAGAAGUGAAGCCCGUAGUGUCCAGCACACCACUAGUGGACUUCUUGAUGCAGUUGGAGGAUUAUACACCUACGAUCCCGGAUGCAGUGACUGGUUACUACCUGAACCGUGCUGGCUUUGAAGCUUCAGACCCACGCAUAAUUCGGCUCAUCUCACUAGCUGCCCAGAAAUUCAUCUCAGAUAUUGCCAAUGAUGCCCUACAGCACUGCAAAAUGAAGGGUACAGCCUCUGGCAGCUCCCGGAGCAAGAGCAAGGUGUGAGAGGAUCGCAAGUACACCCUAACCAUGGAGGACUUGACCCCUGCCCUCAGCGAGUAUGGCAUCAAUGUGAAGAAGCCGCACUACUUCACCUGAGCCACCCAACCCAGAUGUAUUUGUCUUCCCCUCUGUCCCCACAUGAGCCUGUUUUCAUAAUAAACUUUAUUGUGACAGGC
Molecule: messenger RNA, 787 nt
Organism: Rattus norvegicus (Norway rat)
Lineage: Eukaryota; Metazoa; Chordata; Mammalia; Rodentia; Muridae
Gene: Taf10
Product: TATA-box binding protein associated factor 10
Biological process (GO): chromatin remodeling; DNA-templated transcription initiation
Cellular component (GO): nucleus
Source: RefSeq, a predicted model, not a curated record